AUGAGCAAACAAAAAUCGACAACAACUGUUACCAGUGGUGCAGCAGCGAUGCCUAGCACCACCACUAUUACCAACGCGAACAAUCGUGCUGCUGCUGUGCUGCCUCGACCUAGGCGUCGAGAGCUUCAAAAUUUCCGGCUUCUAUGGCUUGAUGCCAAAUUGGAUGAGUCCAAUGACGAUUUCAAGAAAUCGUUUCGACGCCUGCGACGUGUUGUAGCAAGCAUCGAAACAUUUAAAGAUGCUCAAGAAUGCAUUGAUUUUCUCAGUGCCGUUACAAAUCAAAAGGUAUUUAUGAUCAUAUCUGGUUCACUGGGACGGCAAAUAAUAGCAGAUAUUGAAGCAUGGCCACAACUGGAGUCAGUCUAUGUAUUCUGUCGCAACCAAGCGGUCCAUGAACAAUGGGCCAAUAAAGUACCAAAGGUUAAAGGUGUAUACACAAAAAUCAAACCGAUCUGUAAGGCCUUGCAAAUCGAUCGCGAAAAUUGUGAUCGAGCAAUGAUCUCGAUCAGCUUUAAUGGUCGUGAUGCAUUAUUCAUGUAUACACAACUUUUAAAAGAAGCGCUUUUGGAAAUUGAAGAUGACGAUGUCAAAUCGAUUAAAGAUCUCGUCGAAUACUGUCGUCUGCAAGAUGAUAUUGAUGAAGGUCAAAUUAGGAAGGUCGAAAAUGAAUAUCGUGAUCAUACACCAAUAUGGUGGUAUACGGCUGAAACAUUUAUAUAUCCCAUGCUCAAUCGUGGACUCCGACAAAUGGAUGUUGACAUCAUCCUUAAAAUGGGAUUUUUCAUCCGUCAUUUACAUCAGCAUAUUACCGAAUUACAUGGCGAACAAAAAGGCAGCAUGCCAACAAAUUUUCAAGCCUUCCGUGGACAGGGUUUGUCCAUGGAAGAUUUUGAAAAAAUGAAAAAAACCAAAGGAGGACUUAUGUCCUUCAAUAAUUUUCUGUCGACAAGUCGCAAUCGCGAGAUAUCUUUCAACAAUUUUGCACGACCAGCAGCAUUAAAUACAAAUUCAGUUGGUAUUCUCUUCAUUAUGAACAUUGACACGGCUAUUUGUACAAAAUCAUCAACAACAUUUGCUGAAGUAAGCAAAGUUGGCUACUACAAAGAUAAAGAGGAAGAAAUACUAUUUUCAACACAUGCGAUUUUUCGUAUCGAUCGCAUUGAACGAAUUCACGAUAAUCACUGCGAUCGGCUAUACGAAGUUAAUCUCACUAUUGUCGGUAAUGACAAUCAUGAAUUGAACACACUUACAGCACAUAUACGUGAGGAACUUGGUGGGUGCACAGGAUGGGCUCGAUUUGGUUUCAUACUUAUUAAAGUGGGCGAACCUGCAAAAGCAGAACAACUCUAUCAGAUCCUCAUUGAAAAGGCGCCUUCUGAUAAAGAUAGAGCAGAUUACAAUCAUCAACUUGGCUGGGUGUAUGAUGACAUGGGAGAGUACUCGAAAGCACUUUUAUAUUACGAAAAAUCACUGGAUAUCUACAAGAAAAUUCUCUCUCCAAAUGAUCUCUGUUUGGCUUCUUCCUACAACAACAUCGGUGCGGUGUAUGAUAAUAUGGGCGAGUACUCGAAAGCACUUUCAUCGUAUGAACGAUCACUUGAAAUCCGAAAAAUAGC
Rotaria sp. Silwood1 is the source of this 1616-nucleotide messenger RNA. The record is from the annotation of a GenBank genome assembly. Lineage: Eukaryota; Metazoa; Rotifera; Eurotatoria; Philodinida; Philodinidae.